This is a messenger RNA of Caenorhabditis angaria, 733 nucleotides long. The record is from the annotation of a GenBank genome assembly. NCBI's taxonomy places the organism in Eukaryota, Metazoa, Nematoda, Chromadorea, Rhabditida, Rhabditidae.
AUGGCUUCAACUUCCGGAAGCAACUCAAAUCUUGAAGCUGAAAAUCGUCUUCUCAAAAAGCAGCUUGAAGUAGCGGAUCAAAUGUACGCAAAUCUUCUUGAGGAAUUUAAAAAACUCAAAACUCAUUGUUUACUUUUGGAGGAAGAUGUCGAAUUAUUGAAGAGGACCCAAAAUCAAAAUGAAGCACCAAACCAAGCUCUCAGCGAAAAGCGUGAAGCAUUGGUAGAAAUAAAUGCUUCACGUCCUGCAAAGCGGAUUGAAGUUCAAGCUCUAACUCCAGUUCGCCUGGAUCCAGUUGCCAAAAGCGAAGACGAUUAUUAUGCUUUAUAUUUUGGCAAAGGACCCAUUAAAUUCGGAAAGUGUGACGUGCACGGAAAUUUUCUUGAAUUAGAAAAUCAUUCAAAUCAAGUGAGGAAUCUUGGAUUUUAUAUAAUUAAAAGAAUCGUUGGUGAAACAGUUAUUGAGACACCAUUGCCAAGAGCAACAAAAAUUCAAGCUAAUAGCAAAUUAGUUGUGAGUGUUUGAUUCUAUUGGCGUAAUGAACAACAAUUUUUCUCAGAUUUUCGCAAGAAAUUCUGAAACUCCGUUUCUCAAUUCUCCAACUAUACUUCUUGAUAAUGUUGAACAUUGGUUGAGUGGAGAACUUAUGCAAACAUGUCUGUUGGAUCCACAUGGAACAGAAAUUGUUUCCAUUGUUCAGGGUUUGAAAGUGGAUGAGCAAGAUCAAGUCUGA